CAGAUAAGAUGUGAUAUGCAUAUAUAUUAGCGAAUAUGACCACUAUUUUUCUUUAGUAUCUUAUUAAGUGCAGUGCCGCAAUAUAUAAUACCCAAAUUCAUAUUAAACUUUAACUGGAAAUGGAUCGAAACCCUAAAAACAAAGUGAUAGUGAUAACUGGAGGCGCAGGGGGCAUAGGGUAUGAAAUGGCGGACCAGUUUUUACAAAAUGGAGCCAAAACUGUAAUCCUUUUGGACAUCACUGAAGCUGUAGGUAUCACAGCUGUCCAAACACUAAAUGAAAAAUAUGGAAAAGAUAAAGCAGUUUUCAUUAAAUGUGAUAUAACAAAAGAUUUGGAAAAAGUCAGCAGUGAUAUUUUCAAAAAAUAUGAAGUUGAUGUUUUAAUCAACAACGCGGGCAUAUUAGAUGAGAGUGAUCUCAGGAAGACUAUGGAAAUCAACUGCAUAGCUUUGAUGGAAUGGAGCAUGAAGUUCUUCGAGCACUGGAGAGUCGACCAGGGAGGUCGAGGUGGUACAAUCUUCAAUGUAUCUUCAAUUUGUGUAUUAGAGUACAAUUCUUGGCUACCCUACUAUAAAACUUCGAAACAUGCUGUAUUGGGCUUUACCAGAUCGCUUGGGCAUCCGUUUAACUACAACAUAACUGGUGUGAGAGUCAUUGCCGUUUGUCCGGGAUUCACAAAAACUUCAAUAUUGGAUGGCAAAAUAUGGGACAUUCAAGAAGCUGGUUUCAAGAAACUGAUGGCAGAAGCUGUGAUGCAGGUACCAGAGGUAGUUGGCAAGGCCGCUGUGGAGAUCUACGGUGUGGCUGACAGUGGAACUGUGUGGGUAGCGGCAAACAAUGAGCCUAUCAAACUUGCACCAAUGUGUUAAAGAGACGUCUGGAUAAACUCUUCGUGUGUAAUACAUUCAUAUGCUCUAUUGAUGUAAUGGCUAAAUAAAAAAAUAUUGAAUCUUCAAAAGCUGA
Helicoverpa armigera (cotton bollworm) is the source of this 963-nucleotide messenger RNA. RefSeq names its product 15-hydroxyprostaglandin dehydrogenase [NAD(+)]-like. Gene Ontology annotation, molecular function: oxidoreductase activity, acting on the CH-OH group of donors, NAD or NADP as acceptor. Lineage: Eukaryota; Metazoa; Arthropoda; Insecta; Lepidoptera; Noctuidae. The coding region runs from base 120 to 869 and encodes 249 amino acids. The transcript has a single exon. The record is from RefSeq and is a predicted model, not a curated record. Gene Ontology annotation, cellular component: cytoplasm.